This is a messenger RNA of Pseudoliparis swirei, 653 nucleotides long. RefSeq names its product cystatin-POGU1-like. The record is from RefSeq and is a predicted model, not a curated record. Gene Ontology annotation, molecular function: cysteine-type endopeptidase inhibitor activity. Bases 219 to 626 code for a protein of 135 amino acids. The transcript is spliced from 3 exons. NCBI's taxonomy places the organism in Eukaryota, Metazoa, Chordata, Actinopteri, Perciformes, Liparidae.
UAUGCAACAACGCUUCACAGCAGCAGCAGCAGCUUCACGUUUGUGGUCGGAGCGGGUUUUUUUCACGUUGGCCGUUCAUGUUUUAAUUAGCAGAUAGGAAGCAGGUGUGCGCUCCAGCCAGCACGUCUUAACCCGGCUUUGAACGCGCUCUCGGCCAUUCACACCCUGACUGUCGUGCCUCCUUGUUAGCUUCUCCAACACGACUUGUCAGACGCAACAUGUUCGUGUGGUUUUGCAUUGUCGCGUGUGCUUCGGCCGCUUGCCUGGUGGACGCCGGGAUGGUGAAGGCCGGUCAGCCACACCAAGUCCCGGUGAACGGCUCCAAGGUUUUGAGGGCAGCCCACUUUGCUUUAGUUGAAUUCAACAAGGCAAAUAUAGAGGAACAGUUCGCUUAUAAAACUGUAAAAAUCACGUCGGCCAAUAUUCAGAUCGUCUCUGGUAUAAACUACAUCCUAAAAAUGCUGCUGGCACGUACGAGGUGCAAGAAGAUCUUCACUGAUGACGGUGUAUCAUGUGUUUUCCACUCUGAGCCCAAGGAACUUCAGUGCCUCUUCGUCGUAUCAGAAAUCCCCUGGGAAGGUUCUCGUGUACUUUCUAAAAAUAAGUGUUUUCCAUAUAAUUAUUGACCGCUAUUCUGAUUGCUGUUGUCAAAU